Molecule: messenger RNA, 3171 nt
Organism: Cyclopterus lumpus (lumpfish)
Lineage: Eukaryota; Metazoa; Chordata; Actinopteri; Perciformes; Cyclopteridae
Gene: dglucy
Product: D-glutamate cyclase
Exons: 14
Coding region: 418-2370 (650 amino acids)
Biological process (GO): glutamate metabolic process
Molecular function (GO): D-glutamate cyclase activity
Source: RefSeq, a predicted model, not a curated record
GGGUGAGUCGAUGUAAUUGGUUGGUUGGUUGGAUUGUGUUACACGUACCGGCUAACCUGUAAAAUAUAGAUAACAACUUUGGAUGUCAUAUCCAUUUUCAAGGCAAACCCAAAGUUCCAACUGUCUCCGUCUCAUUCUCUCUACAUAAAGCUUUUGUUUCCAUACAUUUUCUUCAAACUAAUUUCCUAAUCCUCUCUGCUAAUCGUUCUCCCUUUACCCCAAUAAACCGAAUGUUUAAUGAUUGACCACAUUCUCCACCUAAACAUUAACCCUAGUGAACGGGCGGAGUUGUUCCCCACUGCAUGGCGUCCACUGCCGUUUGCAUUGGCACCGUCUGUGGCUCUUGUUUGGUCCCGAGGCGAGAACCUGAAAUAGGAGAAAGUGGUCGGAGUAUCUAACAAAAGCGUGUGUUCCAUAAUGGAGCCGUCACAUCGUUUACAUUCUCUGAGUCCUGCUGAGUUGAGGCCGUUGAUCAGGCAGGAAGACCCCAGAAUACGCACCACGACCGGGUUAGCUAACGGGUACCAGCAGGCCAAUGUCGUCAUCCUGCCCAGUCAUCUGGCCGAUGACUUUGAAGCGUUCUGUCGCAGAAACCCCGCCCCCUUGCCGCUCCUUUAUCGCAGCCAAACAGGGGAGACUUCCUGUCCGCCUCUUGCCAGAGAUGCUGACAUAAGGACAGAUAUUUCUCAAUACUAUGUGUAUGAAGAGGGUUGCCUGGUGAAAACCGUCUCAAGUCUGCAGAGUUACAGCACUCAGCCAAGUGCUGCACAUCACAGCCCGUGGUCAGACAUGGUUUGCUUCUAUCUGGGCUGCAGUUUUGGCUUUGAGGGCCGACUGAAGAAAGCUGGAGUCCCAGUCAGGAACGUGGAGCAGGGCACAAACGUCAGCAUGUACAGGACUGCAGUUCCGUGUAUUCCUGCAGCAGUGUUCAGCUGCCCUCUAGUGGUCACUAUGCGUCCUGUUCCAGCUGGCAUGCUGGAUGCAGCAGUAGAGGUUACUCACCUCAACCCGCUUGCACAUGGAGCUCCUGUACACAUAGGAGACCCAGCUCUCCUCGGCAUACAGGACCUGUCCAGACCAAACUAUGGGGAGCAAGUACAGCUGCAGCCUGGCGAUGUCCCAGUGUUCUGGGCCUGUGGAGUGACUGCUAUUGAAGCAAUAAUCAGCAGCAAGCCUUCUUUGGCCUUCAGCCACUCACCAGGCUGUAUGUUCCUGACUGACAUCCCAGACUCGUCCCCUUCUUCUCCCACACCUCCACCCUCUGAGAGCCCCGUAGGCUCGCCCUCCACGGAUCACAACCUUGAACUAAUUCCCUUUUGCUUUUUGGUAUCCCACAAUCCCUUGCUGUACAGCUUGGCAUCUCAGAGGGCCGUGGCAAAGAUCCGACAGCUGGCGACAAUUAUUGGAGAGGACCCAGGUCAACGAGGGAUUCAAGCUUUAUUUGUUGAAGAUGAACUUCUGCGCUCCUGUCUGGCACUCUCCCACGCAUCCUCUGUUGCCAUAACUACCGGCUUUCCAACCCACUACAUGCACAGUCCCCCUGACGAGACUGACGGCCCACCUGGGGCCAUUGCCAUGGCAACCAUGCUGCUGUCGCUAGGGAAGCUGGUGACAAUGGUGACGGACAGGAGAGCCUUGGAGAUGAACCAGGCCCUCAUUGAUGAGGCUGUGAGGACAGGUGUGCUGAAAACUGCAAUCCCAUUGGUCACUUUUGAAGACAACGGCCCAGACUCUGCACUUCACUUCCUGUGUCACGAUGGAGACCCCAGCAAGCCCAGGUAUGACCACCUUGUGGCGAUAGAGCGCACUGGACGUGCUCGAGAUGGAAAUUACUACAACAUGAGAGGAAUCAACAUCAAACAUCUGGUGGAUCCCAUCGAUGACUUGUUUAUUGCUGCCAAGAAUAUAUCAGGAAUAAUCACUACAGGAAUCGGGGAUGGUGGUAAUGAGUUGGGGAUGGGCCAACUGAAGGACAGGGUGGAGGAGCUGAUGCCCAACGGGGGUCUCAUAGCCUGCGUUGUUCCUGCUGACUACGCCAUCACUGCUGGGGUGUCUAACUGGGGAGGCUAUGCUGUGGCCUGUGGGCUCUACCUGCUGCACACCUGCCCCUCCCACCAGCGAUACAGAAAGAAAGGACUCGGAUCGGAGCACUCAAUCCCCCAAGAACAGCUCCAGGACUGGACUGCUAACCUGCCAUCUGUGGACAAGGAGGAGACUAUUCUCUCCACUCUGGUGCGUUUUGGGAUAAGAAGCGGGAAAACUGGUAACCUGGCCAUGGAGGUGGAUGGUUUGACCUUUCACCCCACACACUCCGACAUCAUCACCAGACUGCUGGAAGUCACACGAGGCAGCACCACUCCGAGCCUUUGAUCAAAUUAUUCUGGUUAUUCUCAAAAUUGAAAAGUGAAUUAUCUAAGUGUGUGAUUGAGUAUUAGCAUGGCCUUGAUGCAAGUCGCCGUGUGCGCUCCCAUUAAGCUCAGGGCUCUGAGAGAGAAACACACCUGAGCACGCACACACACGCACACACACGCACACACACGCACACACACACACACACAUUGGCUAUCCAUGUGGAGGAGGCGUUUCCUCUCUAUUCAGAUUGUCCAGAGAAAGGAAAGAGGGAAAGAGAAAGGGCAGAAGUGUGUGUGUGUGUGUGUGUGUGUGUGUGUGUGUGUGUUUUUCGAUGCUGCCUUGGUUACCUUUCAGGCCUCUUCCUUGACUACGGGUGACAAAGCACACUGAAGUCAAAUCUUUUUAGCCGUUGUCCCUUAAAUGGGCUGUGAUUUUAGUGUUAUAUAUCCUACUUAGCAUUACAGUGAUCGUAUAAAAUCACUGACCACAUGAUUUACUUCUCAACAACACUCCAAUGACUUUGUUCACGUAGUAAGACAUUCAAUAAGUUUUGAACAUUGUUGUACAAUAUUGUUGGAAUUGAAGCUUUGAGUUAAAUGUUUCUAGCAGUAAAAUACAUAUUAUAAUGUAAUUUAAAUAAAAAGAUUAUGCCAAUCAUAUGAAGUCUGUCUAAUAAAUGUUUUGUUUUUUUCUUCUUUGAGCUUUUUAUAGUAUUUGAGCUGCUUUCUGCCAUGUAUUAUUUGUAUUAUUGUAUGAUCAAGCAAAGGCCCAUUUUAAAAUGCUCAACUUUGGAGCAGAAAUAAACAUGUUUACAACCUG